CAUGCAGGAGUAGGCGCUGGGCUGAUUCUCUCCCCGCCGUGUGCAGGAUGAGGCUGCGGAGCAGGGCCACCCCUGGCCGCAGGAGGAUGCUCUGCCUCUGGCUGCUGCUGCUCACGCUCGCCCUGCUGAUGCUGGCGCUCUCCGACCUGCUCCAACGGGACCGCAGCAUCCAGAAACCCGCGCCCCCCCGCGCCCCUCUCCGGCGCUUUUCAGCUCCAUCGCAGCUGGAGGUCUUUCUGGACUCCCGCGACCCCGCUUUAGAGCUCGGCGUCGACUUUGCCCCUCUCAAAUCUUUGCAGGAGGACCAGCUGCUGCUGGUUCCCUCUGCUCAGGGCACCAAGAGCGCGCCGCAGAGGAGACGGAGUUACAAGGUGCUUCUGCCCGCAGCGGCCAAGGGAACCGCGGCCGCCAGGACGCAGACGCGCGGGGAGCCGGGGACCGCAUCUGGAGCGCACAUGCACGGCCUGCACAGCGACAUGGAGCGGGCGGCGUUGCACAAGUACGGCUUCAACGAAGUGGUCAGCGAGAGGAUUUCCCUGCAUCGCACCCUGCCGGAUACGCGCCACCCGGAGUGUCUCGGGGAGGAUUACAGCGAGUCCUUGCCGUCCGCCAGUGUUGUGAUCUGUUUCCACGAUGAAGCUUGGUCCACGCUGCUGCGCACUGUGCACAGCGUGCUCAGCACUGCACCCAAACACCUGCAGGAGGUCCUGCUGGUGGACGACCAAAGCCGGCACGGUCACCUGAAGUCUGCCCUGAGCGAGUACGUGUCUCAGAUGGCUGGGGUGCGUUUGAUUCGCAGCACCAGGCGCCUGGGAGUCGGAGGGUGCCGCACACUCGGAGCUGCCAAGGCAAUAGGGGAGGUGCUGGUGUUCAUGGAUUCCCACUGUGAAUGCCAAAAGGGCUGGCUGGAACCACUGCUGGAGAGAGUUGCUCAGGACAGGACCAGAGUGGUGUCCCCCAUCAUGGAUGUGAUACACUGGCAGACCUUUCAGUAUAAUGCCACCCAGUGGCCAGUUAGGGGAGUGUUCGACUGGAGACUCGACUUCUUUUGGGAAUCAACCCCCCAACUGCAACACGAGGACCCACAGAUGGCUGUGCUACCCGUGCGGAGCCCAGCUUUAGGAGGCGGCGUCGUCGCCAUCGACAGACAUUUCUUCCAAAGUGUGGGAGCCUACGACCCAGGGAUGUUGCUGUGGGGGGCCGAACAAAUUGAGAUGUCAAUCAGGGUGUGGUCUUGUGGGGGGUCCAUGGAGGUGGUCCCGUGCUCACGAGUGGCCCACCUCAGUCACCACCAUCUGCCGUACACCUUCCCAGACCAGGACCUGCUGGAGAGGAACAAGAUCCGCGUCGCUGACACCUGGAUGGAUGCUUACAGGAAGAUCUACUACAGGAGGGACACACUCGCUCACUUCAUCAAGCAGUCUGAGAGCCCGAACAUCACGGAGCGGCUGCGGCUGAAGAAGAGUCUGGGCUGCAGGAACUUCCACUGGUUCCUGUCUGCAGUCUACCCACAACUUUACGUCCCCCAGGACAGACCUUCACUGUCAGGAGAGCUUUACAGUGUGGGCACCGGCAGAUGUGCAGACUACCCCAGUGGGCCGGGACUCCAAGGCGGGCCCAUGAAUAUAGCACCUUGUAGUGGGACAGGCAGCCAGCACUGUGAUCUAAACUCUGAGGGUGAAGUGCGUUGGGGCUCCGCGGGGGCUCUGUGUUUGGAUGUUGAAGAAGACAGGGUGGUCCUCUCCCGGUGCCCCACACACCGGCCCACCAGCAGCAGACUCCAGUGGAACUUCAUAAAGCUGAGCGGCCAGCUGGUUCACCAGCAGUCCCAGUUAUGUGUGGAGGCCGUGAAAGAAGGAGGGCUCCUGCAAAGUGGUUCAGGGAGCAAAAACAGCAACCCCAGCGCAGGAGGGCUGUUCCUGCGCCAGUGUACACAUCUCCCACGACAGCAGUGGCACUUCGAGCAGCUCGUUGCUCCUAAAGGUGCCUGAUCCCUGAAGCCCCGCUCACAACCUUCUCAUAUACUGUACACUGUAUAAUAUGUGUGUGUGUGUGUGUGUGUGUGUGUGUGUGUGUGUGUGUGUGUGUGUGU
Molecule: messenger RNA, 2092 nt
Organism: Cololabis saira (Pacific saury)
Lineage: Eukaryota; Metazoa; Chordata; Actinopteri; Beloniformes; Belonidae
Product: polypeptide N-acetylgalactosaminyltransferase 15-like
Exons: 10
Coding region: 48-1991 (647 amino acids)
Cellular component (GO): Golgi apparatus
Source: RefSeq, a predicted model, not a curated record